GGACUUUUUUCAACCUGACUAACAAUGUAGCUUAAUAACUGUCAGUCCGUUCCUUUCACAGAUGGCACACCAAAAAAAUCAAACAGUCAAUGUUGAAGUCCUGAUUGUUGGAUUUGAGAACCUCACUGGAUACAGAAUCCCUCUCUUCCUUCUCUUACUGAUCAUAUACUCAUUGACUUGCAUUGAGAACAUCCUGAUUAUAAUUUUAGUAUGUAUAAGCCCUCGUCUCCAUUGUCCCAUGUACAUCCUGAUCGGCAAUUUGCUCUUCUGUGAAUUUCUCUACACAACGGAUCUGGUCCCCCUGAUACUGCACCACAUGCUCUCCGGAAAACCCGUCAUCUCCCACCUCGGCUGUUCUGUCCAGUUAAAUGUAUCCGGAGCCGUAACGAUCAUUGAGACUUUGCUGCUCACCUUGAUGUCAUACGACAGAUAUUUGGCCAUUUGUAGACCUCUCAGAUACUCCGCUCUCAUACACAACAGACUCUGCUUCUAUUUUGUAACCAUGUUUUGGCUUGUUUCAUUGAUAUUCCUUAUAGUUAUAUUUUACUACGUACUAAAUAUUGAAUUUUGUGGCCCUCUGACCAUCGAUCAUUUUUAUUGUGACUUCACCCCUUAUGUGUCCUUUGCCUGCUCAGACAUAACGACUCUUGUUUUAUUUGCCUUAUCGGUCAGCGUUACAUUGACGAUAUUGCCUUUCUUUUUCAUUGUUCUGUCCUACGUCUUUAUUAUAUAUACAAUCCUCAGGAUACAGACGUCGGCGGGAAGGCAGAAAGCCUUCUCUACCUGCAGCUCACACCUCCUAGUGGUGACUUUAUAUUACACAGCACUGUUUUGCUUAUACGGGAUGCCGAGGAGUGACCAUUAUCUCAAUGUCUACAAAGGAUUGUCCUUCACAUACUUUUCAGUGACACCGAUGAUCAACCCCAUCAUUUAUACUUUAAGGAAUCAUGAUUUUCAUAAAGCUCUGCAGGCAGCAAUAAGUAAAAUUAAAACUGUUUAUUGUUAG
Messenger RNA from Rana temporaria (common frog), 1006 nucleotides. RefSeq names its product olfactory receptor 5V1-like. The record is from RefSeq and is a predicted model, not a curated record. Gene Ontology annotation, biological process: G protein-coupled receptor signaling pathway. Gene Ontology annotation, cellular component: membrane. Bases 62 to 1006 code for a protein of 314 amino acids. The transcript has a single exon. Lineage: Eukaryota; Metazoa; Chordata; Amphibia; Anura; Ranidae. Gene Ontology annotation, molecular function: G protein-coupled receptor activity; olfactory receptor activity.